Penicillium concentricum is the source of this 1377-nucleotide messenger RNA. It is a transcript of the gene rvb1, whose product is annotated as RuvB family ATP-dependent DNA helicase pontin. Gene Ontology annotation, biological process: box C/D snoRNP assembly; regulation of transcription by RNA polymerase II; chromatin remodeling. The transcript is spliced from 4 exons. Gene Ontology annotation, molecular function: DNA helicase activity; ATP hydrolysis activity; ATP binding. The coding region runs from base 1 to 1377 and encodes 458 amino acids. The record is from RefSeq and is a predicted model, not a curated record. Lineage: Eukaryota; Fungi; Ascomycota; Eurotiomycetes; Eurotiales; Aspergillaceae. Gene Ontology annotation, cellular component: R2TP complex; Ino80 complex; Swr1 complex.
AUGGUCCAGAUCAGUGAAGUGAAGGGCAACUCGCGCGAGAACAGAACCGCUGCGCAUACACACAUUCGGGGUCUAGGCUUGCGCUCUGAUGGCACUCCAGAGAACAAUGCCGAUGGAUUUGUGGGACAAGGAGCUGCCCGCGAGGCAUGUGGUGUUGUGGUGGAUUUGAUUAAGUCAAAGAAGAUGGCUGGGCGAGCUGUCCUGCUUGCCGGUGGCCCUGGUACUGGAAAGACUGCUCUGGCUCUUGCUGUAUCGCAGGAACUGGGAACCAAGGUUCCUUUCUGCCCAAUUGUUGGCAGCGAAAUCUACUCUGCAGAGGUCAAGAAGACCGAAGCAUUGAUGGAGAACUUCCGGAGAGCUAUUGGCCUCCGUGUUCGCGAAACUAAGGAAGUUUAUGAGGGAGAGGUGACAGAGCUUACCCCCGAGGAGGCUGAGAACCCACUGGGCGGAUACGGGCGCACGAUUAGCCAUCUGAUCAUCGGAUUGAAGUCCGCCAAGGGCUCCAAGAAGCUGCGCCUAGACCCCAGCAUCUACGAAGCCAUCCAGAAGGAGCGUGUCACAAUCGGAGAUGUUAUCUACAUUGAAGCCAACACCGGCUCAUGCAAGCGAGUUGGGCGAUCCGAUGCGUAUGCGACCGAAUUCGAUCUCGAGGCUGAGGAGUAUGUGCCUGUCCCCAAGGGUGAGGUUCACAAGAAGAAGGAGAUUGUUCAGGAUGUGACGCUUCACGACCUGGAUAUGGCCAACGCCCGGCCCCAGGGCGGACAAGAUGUGAUGAGCAUGAUGGGCCAGCUGAUGAAGCCUAAGAAGACGGAAAUUACGGACAAGCUGCGCCAGGAAAUCAACAAGGUUGUUAACCGGUACAUUGAUCAGGGUGUCGCGGAGUUGGUUCCCGGUGUUCUCUUCAUCGAUGAGGUACACAUGCUCGAUAUUGAGUGCUUCACAUAUCUGAACCGUGCGCUCGAAUCGAGCAUCUCCCCGAUCGUCAUCCUCGCCUCCAAUCGCGGUCACACCGUUAUCCGCGGUACCCACGAAAUCAGCGCCGCACACGGUAUCCCCCCUGAUCUGCUUGCCCGUCUUCUUAUCAUCCCCACCAACCCCUACGCCCCCGAGGAGAUCAAGACUAUUAUCCGGCUGCGCGCCAAGGUCGAAGGCCUCAAUAUCACAGAACCUGCCUUGAACAAGGUCUCUGAGCAUGGCAGCAAGGUCAGCUUGCGGUAUGCCCUGCAGCUGUUGACCCCCGCAAGCAUUCUCUCGCGCGUCAAUGGUCACCCCGGCGCAAUUGAGGAGGUUGAUGUUGCCGAGUGCGAGGACCUUUUCCUGGAUGCCAAGCGCAGUGCAAUCAUUGUUGAUCAGGAUAGCAAGAAUUUCCUGCAAUAG